AUGAGCUCGAAAGGUCUCCUCCUAGUCUUCGCCGAGGUUGGCAACCAGGUCUCGGAGGCUGAAUUCCACGACUGGUACGACCACGAGCACAUCCCGCUUCGCACCGCGCUUCCAGGUUUCCACUCUGCGACGCGUGCUAUCCAGGCGGACGACCAGAAGCCUACAUGGGCUGCUCUGUACGACUUGUCUUCUGUUGAAUACCUCGAAAAGGAUGAAUAUGCGAACCUAGCGAAGACGCGUAGCGCACGCGAGGCCGACGUCUUGUCAAAGGUCGGAGUGCUCCAGCGGCGUAUCUAUAAACUCAACGAGGAGGCGCCCAAGGCGGUCAGCCCAAACUUCACAGGUCACAAGGAGGGAAUGACACUCAUCAUCGUCUCAAUGGACGUUGAGCCUGAGUUUGAAGAAGAAUUGCAUAGAUGGUACAACGAGGAACAUACCGACAUGCUUUCAAAGGUUCCUGGCUGGCUGCGUUCACGGCGCUACACCCUAGUCGAAACAGGCGUAACUGGGACGUCAAAGGAAGUCAGUGAAUACAAGAAGCCAGCAAAGUUCCUUGCGGUGCAUGAAUAUUCAAGGAUCAGUCCCGACCUGUUCGAAGCCGAGGAGUUCAAAGCUGCGAUAUCAACGCCAUGGCGUAAGAGGAUUUGGGAGAAUAACAAGAACACCGAGAGACGCGUAUUCAAGGUUUACAAAACGUUUUGA
Molecule: messenger RNA, 702 nt
Organism: Fomitiporia mediterranea MF3/22
Lineage: Eukaryota; Fungi; Basidiomycota; Agaricomycetes; Hymenochaetales; Hymenochaetaceae
Exons: 3
Coding region: 1-702 (233 amino acids)
Source: RefSeq, a predicted model, not a curated record